This is a messenger RNA of Abrus precatorius (Indian licorice), 1328 nucleotides long. Its product is annotated as calpain-15. Gene Ontology annotation, cellular component: cytoplasm. The coding region runs from base 117 to 1091 and encodes 324 amino acids. The transcript has 7 exons. Gene Ontology annotation, molecular function: mRNA binding. Lineage: Eukaryota; Viridiplantae; Streptophyta; Magnoliopsida; Fabales; Fabaceae. The record is from RefSeq and is a predicted model, not a curated record.
UUGUAUAUUUAUUUAUCUGGGAAAGCAAAAUUGGUGUGGUGUGUUUGUGUGGGAGUGGAGGCGAGGGAGAGAGAGAGAGAGAGAGAGAGAGAGUUGACUGAGAAUCUGUUUAAUUGAUGGGGGAAGGGAGAGAAGGGGAUUGGGAGUGCAGUGGUUGCAACAACAGAAACUACGCUUUCAGAUCAUUCUGCAAUCGAUGCAAGCAACCUCGCCUCCUCGUUGAUACCAAAACCCCCGCUGAUUCAAAGUGGCUCCCUCGUAUUGGCGAUUGGAUCUGCACCGGUUGCACUAACAACAAUUAUGCAUCAAGAGAGAAGUGCAAGAAGUGCGGACAACCAAAGGAGGUUGCAGCCAUGCCAGCUAUUGCAAUGACCGGAGCAUCUUUCCCCACUUAUUCACAUUAUUUUUCCAGGGGCCCCGGAGGACCAGAACAAAAGAUGAAUAUUGGAUUGAUUGGCAAUGGUGUGCCAUCGCAGUCACUGCAUUUAAACUCCAAUUGGCCUGUUACAGGAGCAGAUAAGUAUGGUGUCCAGCCAGUUUCCUUAUGGCUACCAGGUGGAAAUUAUAGCUCUGGACAUCCUCAUGAAAAUUCCACCAGUCAGAACCUAUCUGUUCCAAAGGGAUGGCGCAAUGGGGACUGGAUCUGUAACUGUGGCUUCCACAAUUACUCAUCACGCUCUCAGUGUAAAAAAUGCAAAGCUUUUCCACCUGCACUUGGGACAAAACGGUUAGCUUCUGAAGAGUUAGUUUAUGACUGGGACAACAAGAGAUUGAAUGUAGGAACUACAAAUGAUCAGCAGCAAACAUAUACAAGUUUAGAGCAAGUGGUAGGGACAAGUGCAGAUCCAAAACCUGGUGUCUUCCCCUCUUAUCCCAGCAUAAACUCAGGUACAGAACAAAAUUUGCCAAUGACCACACUGCUUCCACCUCAAAUUUCGACACCUGCACUCCUUGGAAAAGGAGCAAAGCAAUGGCGUAGUGGAGAUUGGAUGUGCACAAAUUGCAACAAUCACAAUUAUGCUUCCAGACUACAGUGUAACAGGUGUAAAACUCAAAGAAUGGCACCCAUGCAACCCGUUAAUGUCGUGUAAUGUUGAAUUCAUUUGUUAAAUUGAUGUCACGUGCCCUAGUUUUGGCUGAGUUUUGUUUUGAUUUUCAAGCAUGUAUUUGCCAACCAAACGUUAAUAUUCUGGACAGGCUCAUUAUUUGCAUGAGACAUAAGUGGUUUAUACUUGGUGCAUUGUAUUUUUGAGUUUCUGAGAGGUGUAUGCUUAUUAUAAACAUUAUGUUUAAUAUAGGGAGUUGUGGGUGAGUUGUGAUUAUUCAGC